UGCUGUGUCAUGCAAAGGUUAUCACAUACACCGCUACCUUUGAUAGCUAAAUGUACAUGUACUACAGGUCGUGCUAUAAAUGUACAGUUACACGGUGAUCAGUGAGGGGUUAGGUUGGGGAAAUCUACCGGUUCGUAGGUCUAAGGACACAGGAGUUGAUUGUUUCAGGGAAACCUCACACGACUACCAGUGAGAGAUGAAAAGGGAGCCGUUGUUGGAGAAGUUGAAAGACCGGAUGAGAGAGUGUACCAGGAAGACCGGCCUGGAGUAUGAGCGCGCCCCGGACGGCGGCUGGGGGUGGGUGGUGGUCUUCGCCGCGCUGUGCAAUCUGGGAUUCAUGUACGGCACCGUGCGGUCGCUAGGUGUGUUCUUCGUGCCCAUGAUGGAGACAUUCGACACGAACGCCGGCACGACGUCGUGGGUGGUGUCCACGCUCAUGGGAUGCUCGUUCGCGUGUGGUCCAGUGUCAGGGGCGCUGGUGAGAAAAUUCGGAAGUCGUCCUGUCGCCAUGACAGGAGGAGUGUUCGUGUGCGCGGGGUACCUCCUCAGCAGCUUCGCCACCACCAUCUACCACGUCUACGUCACCCUGGGACUGGUAGCAGGAGUGGGGACGUCGCUAACCCACGUGGCCUCCACCUCUAUCGUGGGCCGUUACUUUGACAGGCGGCGGGGGCUGGCCAACAGCCUGGCGCUGAUGGGGACCUGCGUGGGGUCCUUCGCACUGCCGCCACUCUUCCAGCUUCUCAUCGACGAGUACGGGAUGCGGGGCUCCUUCGUCAUCGUGGCUGGGCUGGAGCUCCACGUCUGCGCCUUCUCAUCCUUCUUCCGUCCCAUCCGCCUGAAGGCAGACGCCGUCAAACAGCACACCUGUGUCCAUGAAGAGGCGGACGCCCUCAAACUACGUGUCGAAGACGUCGACGGGCCCGAAAGUUCAGCGAAACGCACCCGUGCUCAUGGAGUACUAGGCGUGCCAGAAAAUCCGCUGAAACGUACCUUUGCUUAUGAAGAACUGGAGCCACAAAAUGCAGUAAAGGCGGACGUCGUCAAACGGCAUAACAGUGUACGUGAAGAUGGGAAGAGACCAGAACAUUCAGUGAAACCAAGAAGGUUACUGGUGAAACUACGUAACUCAGCUCAAGAAGAUGGACCGAAAAAUUCAGCGAAAUGCACCGUUGCUCAUGAAGAAAUAGACGUGCCAGUAGAAAAUCCACUGAGACGUUCCUUUGCUGCUCUUGAAGAGGACGAGGAAAAUCCCAGUGAAGCUGUCAUCACACACGCGGCCAACAGAACACUGUGCUGUUGCAACAUCAUCGACAAAUCCCUGUUCAGAGUGCCCUCCUACCUGGUUCACAUCGGGAGCAUGAUGCUGUUCACCUUCUCGUUCCCCACCUUAAUCUUCUUCAUCGUGCCGCGCGCGAGAUUUCUCGGGAUCGAGGAGUACAGCGCCGCGUUCCUUCUCUCGGCCAACGCCAUCUCAGACGUCAUCGGCAGACUGUCCAGCGGCCUACUCAUGAGUUACCGGCCCUCGCCCGUGAAAAGACUCUGGCUUGCCGUCAUACCUUUGGCGCUGUUAGGUCUGACGAGUUUGGUGUUCCCGCUGGCGACGAACUACACGUUAAUGCUGGCGCUGUGCGUGUUGUUUGGGAUGUUUUCCGGGCUCUUCGUGCCGACUAUCGUGACGCUGAUUCCGGAUUUUGUGGGGAUCGCGAAGCUGCCGCAGGCUCUCGGGACCUUACUGAUGUUCCAGGGAGUGAUGUCGCUCCUCGGGUCUCCCGCUGUAGGUUGGUUGUUCGACAUCACCGGGAACUACAACGUGUCCUUCCUCCUUUGCGGCUCAACAAUCGUAGCCUCCGCCCUGGUCCGGCUGGCCGCGCACUGCAUCAUGGGGGACAUGGGCCUCUGCAGAUCCACAGCAGACAGAACGGCCCAGCAGUCUGCAGUAAACACUGACGAAGCUGAGCAGAGAACUCUCCUGAAAACCGUGCCUCCUUUUAACGACGAACCAGUCUUCAUAGAAGUUGAAACUACUGUCUGACAUCUAAGUCGGCGCAAUAAUUUAAAGACUAGUUUACAAUAGGGAUCUGUAAGUUAAUUUUUUGUGGAGAUCUUCUUUGUAAAUAACUAUGAGAGCCAUCCAAAAAUUUUACGAUGAUAGUAUCUGUAU
Branchiostoma belcheri (Belcher's lancelet) is the source of this 2164-nucleotide messenger RNA. RefSeq names its product monocarboxylate transporter 13-like. Gene Ontology annotation, molecular function: monocarboxylic acid transmembrane transporter activity. The coding region runs from base 197 to 2035 and encodes 612 amino acids. Lineage: Eukaryota; Metazoa; Chordata; Leptocardii; Amphioxiformes; Branchiostomatidae. The record is from RefSeq and is a predicted model, not a curated record. The transcript is spliced from 7 exons. Gene Ontology annotation, biological process: monocarboxylic acid transport; transmembrane transport.